AUGGUUCACUACAAACUUUCCUACUUCCCAAUCCGUUGGGCUGGAGAGGUUCCUCGUCAAAUUCUGGCUUAUGCUGGACAGAAGUUUGAAGACAACAGAAUUCAACAAGCAGACUGGCCAGAACUCAAACCAAGCACUCCAUUUGGUCAGCUUCCAGUUCUCGAGGUUGAUGGAAGACCCCUUGGACAAUCUCAUGCUAUUUCUCGUUAUCUUGCUCGUCAAUUCGGAAUCAAUGGAAGAUGUCCAUGGGAGGAAGCUCAAGUCAACGCAAUUGCUGACCAAUUCAAGGAUUACUUGUCUGAUAUUCGUCCAUACAAUCUCGUUAAAAUGGGAUUUGCGCAAGGAGAUGCUGAUCAACUUUACACUGAAACGUUCUUACCAAACUUCAAGAAACACUAUCAAUUCUUCACAAGAUUUUUGAAGGCCAGUGGUGCUGGAUUCUUAAUUGGAGAUUCAUUGACCUGGGUGGAUAUUCUGAUUGCUCAGCAUACAUCAGAUCUUCUAAGCGAUUCCGGAUCAGUUUUUGCGACCAAGGACUCGAUUAUUGACGAAUUCCCAGAGUUGAAGGCUCAUCAAAAGAAGAUUCAUGCAAUUCCAAACCUCAAGAAAUGGAUCGAAACUCGUCCAGUCACUCCAUUUUAG
This is a messenger RNA of Caenorhabditis briggsae, 642 nucleotides long. RefSeq names its product Protein CBR-GST-30 (gene Cbr-gst-30). Gene Ontology annotation, molecular function: glutathione transferase activity. Gene Ontology annotation, biological process: glutathione metabolic process. NCBI's taxonomy places the organism in Eukaryota, Metazoa, Nematoda, Chromadorea, Rhabditida, Rhabditidae. The record is from RefSeq and is a predicted model, not a curated record. The coding region runs from base 1 to 642 and encodes 213 amino acids. The transcript is spliced from 2 exons.